UGCAUAUCGCUCAUCCCAAAUGAAUACUGUCAGAAACUGCACUUUAUCUUCUUUUUUCCGACUCUUGUUGCCAUCCUGUCGACCUUUAACAUCUCCCGUCGCACCCUUCCACGCACCGGGCGCAUCCUGCCACGGGGCUUGAAGAUGUUCUCUUCUCCACCCAGAGGCAUGGCGCGCGACGAGUAUCUGGUCGUCAUAUCUUCUUCUCCCGAAUUUCCCUCACUUUGCGACCUUGUCCCGACGACUAAACCGACGACACUCCGCAGCGGCAAGAAUGCUGCUACGAUCCCCGGUGAUGCGUCAAUAACGUUUACGAGCGCUACGACGAUGUGGCGGGCAGCCCAACAUCCAGGCGCAGAGGACGUUUCAGGCCCGGAGGUUGGGAUUCCAAUGCCAGCUCUGAAACAUACUGCGCUCGACAAGUCGAAACCAAAGUCCAAACCCCGAGCGCCCACGAAAACAAGGACAAAGAAAGACCCUCCGCUUCUAGUGGCGGAUGACAGUGUAAUUCUUUUGAAAUCCUCGGGGGUUGAUGUCUCGGUCUCGAAGAAGAGGGCGAAACAACCAAAGUCGGUUCAGGAGACAACACAGACAACAAUUGCUAAAGGCAAGGUGACCAAGCCAGCCACCAAGGAGAAGGUCACGAAAAAGAAAGUGGAGACAGCCAGCAGGCAUUUUGCAAAGGAACCGUCAAUAUCGAAACCUCCAACGACAAACUCAACAGAUGCUGUGGUACCAGUAGAAGAGGACGGACCGGUGAUUCUGGAGCCAGCUCUGCAAAGGAGAUUCGAUUGGACCCCGCCACGCGAAAGCCUACCCCGACAAUUAAUACCUGUGGCUGAUUCACCAGUGGAAAGAUCAACAUGGUCAGUGGAGUCGCCAGAAGCCAAUGUCUUCAAGGCUCUUCAUGAUAAGUUCGGUCGGACGUCUGAUGAUGUGCAAUCAGUUGGCCCCGGUUCAGGGACAAGUUCACUGGAUGUGUUGGGCAAGAGAAAGCUCAUCGAGAUGGUGCAGACGGCUGCCGCGAGCAUCUCCAACAUCAAUGCGAAUGGCAAAGCCCUUGCAGAAUCCCCAGUCAAGUCAAAGGCUGUCAAGAAGAAGCCACGCACGAUCACGGAGCUGGCUACUGCAGCCUACAGAAACCAGGAAGAGCCGUCUAAGCAAGAUUCGCUCCUCGGCUACCUCGACACGCCAGAUGCGCAGACUGGGUCAUCGAGCACGGUGUUGAGAGGUAAAGGGAAGCUUGGGAAGAAGCCUGCAAAGCCAAGACCAUCUAAGAAGAAGCCUGAGCCCAAAAAGCCCAUCUUAUUGUCCCCAGAGAGUGCCUUGAGACAAGUGGCCCAACAGGAUUUCGUGUUUGGAACUUCAAGUCAACUUGCGAUAGAGGAUGACCCCGAUUUGCUGCGUGCGCUUCACGAGGCGAUGAAGUUGUCAAACGACACGACAGAUGACCCCUUUGCAAUUCCCAGCCCGGUGACAAGCGAUCUUGCGGUUCGCAGGAAACCUGCGCGUCUUCUCUGGGGGGCUAGCGCGCGAGAUGAGGACGGCGCUCUUCUGGACAUGGAGAUAUUGGAUUUGACCGAAUCACCUCCUCCCGCUCAUUCGCAAUCUCGUGCCAAUGACAAGGAAUCGUUGGAUGACUCUGUGCAGAUGACGGAGCAGUCUUUGCCACCACCGCCGACCAAGGCGCCAGAGCCCAUGAGGGAAGCAUCACCCCCAACGCCGGGGGCGGAUGAACAAAGACAUACUGGCAAUAGUAUAUUUGACACCACCGAUUCAUUUGCAGAGACCGGGUCAGAAGCGCAUGCUUCGCCAAAGUUCCAUAUCGCCAACGCCGUAGUCGAACAAAUUCCCGAGCCGAAUGACGCAGAUUGGGAUGACUAUAUUGACUUUGACCUUCCACCAUCCAACCAAGAGCAUCACGAAUUCUUGUUGACACAGUCGAGCAGCCCACAGCUCGCGCAUUCGCCCAUCACUCCAAAUCUACAACCAGCAUCCACAUCCAGUAAACCCACCGCCGACCCGUCUAUUCUGUUGCAAUCCGGGCCUAUGGCUCCAUCCAGACCAAAGUAUGAACUCUUCACCGAUGCCCAGCUAGCACGAGAUAUCUCCAAGUUUGGGCUCAAACCUGUAAAGAAACGUUCAGCCAUGAUUGCGCUUCUUGACCAGUGUUGGGCAAGCAGGGUCCAGUCAGCCACAGGAGGCGCGGCUACCAGUGUGCGGACCAUAUCCACCACCACCUCCCAAGCUGCCUCCAAACCGAGCACGGCUGCUGCGGCGAUCAGUCCACGAGGUCGACCAAGGAACAAUUCGGGCACGGCAGCACCAUCAGCUGAUUACAGUAGUCUGAAGGUCCUGGAGCUGAAGAAGCUGUUACAGGAGCGUAGCCUCAAGCAGUCAGGGAAUAAGCCAGACCUCAUCGCCCGUCUUCAAGAUUAUGAUAUGCAGAGGAAGACAUCUGCCGGUCUCGCAUCUCCACGGGGAAGGCCACGCAAAGAGACGGCAAGCUCCCCGAAAAGAACCAAGCCCCGUGAAAAAUCUCCUGCAAGACGAGCUACCUCUCCAAGGCGUAGUAGAUCACCUGCAACAACGCCACGUCGAAGUAAACCACAAGGCAGGGAUGGAGUGAUUGAGAUUCCCGACUCGGAUGCCGACUCUGACCUAGAUGAUCCCAUACUCUCGUCCCCGCCUUCAGCUGCAAGACGUGCUCGACCAGCAGAUGAAGACAUGUUUUCUUCUCCUCCCCGGGUAGAUCUGUCCAUCAAUGAAGAUGCAGAAAUGUCUCUCAUUGCCAGUCCAACCACGGAGCAAGUCUCUGUGUUUGCAUACAUUACAAAAGCUAUCACAUCAGCACCUUCAUCCAAAGACCCCACUGGCCCCUCCUGGUAUGAGAAGAUCUUGAUGUAUGAUCCGAUUAUUCUCGAGGAUUUGGCAUUGUGGCUCAAUGCAGGACAGCUGGACAAGGCGGGAUAUGAUGGGGAGGUCUCACCAGCGGAUGUCAAGCAGUGGUGUGAGAGCAAGAGUGUUUGUUUGUGUCAGCGGGAAUGGGCCGGAAAUAAGCGGGGCCGAAGCAAACCGAGGUUGAUAGCGCCAAGUUUCAGAAGAUCCCCUCAUCACGGUGACCGGAAACCGUUUGACGAUGAGGAUAGCGUGAGUGAGGGGGAACCUGGACGGUUCUUUUCCCCAAUUUGGAGUCUUUUUCUAUUUUGGUUUCUAUUAAACAUGAGCUCUUUGCAUUUUGUCGUCAUAUCCAGGAGUUCUGGCUUUGCUCACUCAUUCCGGCUCUCUGACGCGACGCGCUCACUCUCACUCACAACCGUCCACUCGGUGCUCAACGCCAGCAAGAGAAAUUUCGUCACAACGUCGAGAAAUCAGGACCAAGGGCCCCUUUUUGAAAAAGCAAAAACAAUGGACCCCAAACUGUACACCAAGUCAGCUGCACCGUCGUCAACCAAGUGGCCUGCGCCCAGUCCCAGUGCCAGCAUCCUGGUCAUCUCGCCCACCAACAAAGUAUUGCUGUUGAAGAGAGUCAAGACGGCCUCUUCUUUUGCGUCCGCGCAUGUGUUUCCUGGUGGCAACGUGGAUGAGUUUCAUGAUGGGGUGACGGCCAAAGAUGAGCACCUGGACAAUAUCGUCUAUCGAAAUGCUGCCAUCCGUGAGACUUUUGAAGAGACGGGUAUUUUGUUGAGUAAAAGGCCUGUUGAAGUCAGUGAUGAAGUGAGGGACAAGGGACGAAAGGAUGUCUACAACAGACAGAUCCCCUUUGGGGAUUGGGUCAAGGACCAUGGUGGUGUGGCGGACACAGACUCCCUCAUCCCCUUCACCAGAUGGAUCACCCCACCCCCAGCCAAAAAGCGCUUCACAACCCAAAUGUACCUCUACUUCCUCCCGGUAUCCUCCGCCAACUCGUUCUCCGAAAAGCCCAGCAAGAUCCACACCCCUACCCCAGAAGGCGAGCAGGAAAAGGAGCACACCUCUGCGGAGUGGGAGUACCCCCUCACCUGGCUGUCCAAGGCCCAAAGCGGGGAGAUUAUGCUUUACCCACCGCAAUUCUACCUCUUGAAUCUCCUCUCCCCCUUUUUGAACAACUCCAAUACGGAUUAUGCCACGCAGCGGAAGGGGGUGAGGCAAUUUCUGGAAAAGGUGCCGACUUCAAGCGGGGAGUACGACUCGUUUGAUGGAAAGCUCAAGCCCAAGGUGUCGAAUACCCAUCUGAUUGGCUGGAAGGACAAGGUAAUCUCGCCUAGUGUGAUGUUUGCGCCGGGGCAGCUGUACAGGGACGAGACCGUGUUGAGUUUGGAGUCGCCUGGUCCUGAGCUCGGGGCUCAAAAGGGGAACACGAGGGGAGGGGAUGCGGAGAGGGUGGUGGUUGUUGAGUUUGAGAGGAAGAGUGGCCCGAGGGGGAUCAAGAUUGUUGACAGGGGGGAGGUGGGGAGGCUGUGGGAGGACAAGGAGAGGAAGGGGGCGAGGAUAUGA
This is a messenger RNA of Podospora anserina S mat+, 4476 nucleotides long. RefSeq lists its product as uncharacterized. Gene Ontology annotation, molecular function: 5'-flap endonuclease activity; hydrolase activity, acting on acid anhydrides, in phosphorus-containing anhydrides. The annotation marks the transcript as partial. The transcript has 3 exons. The record is from RefSeq and is a predicted model, not a curated record. Gene Ontology annotation, cellular component: mitochondrion; nucleus; Slx1-Slx4 complex. Gene Ontology annotation, biological process: DNA repair; DNA replication. NCBI's taxonomy places the organism in Eukaryota, Fungi, Ascomycota, Sordariomycetes, Sordariales, Podosporaceae.